AUGCACUCAACCUGCGUAGAAACCAAAUCUAACAGCCAGUUGAACACCACAGCUGUCUACACUGAGUUUACAACUGAUCCAGCAGCUAUUCCGUGUGGGUCUGACCAGACUGAGAGCUACUAUGAAGCUGGGGUUAGCGCUGAGUACACCCCUGAUGAUUCUAAGUUUCAUUACGUGGCUGAAAACCAGUAUGGAGAUGACUCCUCGCAACCUCAGUGCUCUCAAUAUCAAACUGACGGCCAAUGUCAGUAUGAGAUGGACCAUGCUCAAUACCAGUUGGAAAAACAGCCGUUCUACCAAUCAGACGUCCAACCUGAGAGGGAAGAUCAUGCACGGAACGUGCCGGAGGGAUAUGUUCACUCUCUACUGUCAAGACACUCCCCACAGAGGGACGGGGCAACAGGGAUGAUGAUGAAGAUGGCCUCCAGUGAGGAAGCUGCUGAGGAGCUGGAUACCGGAGAAGACCCAGCCUCCUCGGCAGAUGUGUCGGGCAGCUCUAAUCAAAGGCGAAAGUUGGCCGCGCCGCCAUUGAACGUGUCGCUGGACCACAGUGAGGGGUCUCUUCUCUCAGAGGACGCUCUGGACACGGACGACGAGGCCUUGGAUACUGGAGACGACCUGGACAUCAACAUUGAUGAGCUGGACACUCCUGACGAGGCAGAAUCACUUGAGCUGACCAGACACGGGGACUCAGAAGAGUCUAAUCCGGCUGCAGGAGUAGCUUCAAGUGACGUCAGCGCAGGACCAAGUUCAGCCGAGGGGAGCAGGGACAGCCGACUGUGGAGGAGCGUGGUGAUUGGAGAGCAGGAGCAUCGCAUUGAUAUGAAAAGCAUCGAGCUGUACAAAAGAGUAAUUUCUCACGGAGGUUAUUAUGCGGAACAGAAUGCCAUCAUUGUGUUCGCUGCAUGUUCCCUUCCAGACAGCGACUGUGACAAUUACAGUUCUGUCAUGGAAAACCUUUUUCUGUAUGUGAUAAGUACAUUGGAACUAAUGGUGGCAGAGGAUUACAUCAUUGUUUAUCUGAACGGCGCCACACCUCGCAGGAGGAUGCCCGGUUUUAGCUGGAUGAAAAAGUGUUACCAAAUGAUAGACAGGAGACUAAAGAAAAACCUCAAGAUGUUCAUCAUUGUUCAUCCUUCCUGGUUCAUACGGACUUUGCUGGGAAUAACCAGACCCUUCAUCAGCUCCAAGUUCAGCAGUAAGAUCAAGUAUGUGAAUAGUCUGCGGGAGCUUGGAGAAAUCAUCCCAAUCGAGUAUGUUCACAUUCCACCCAGCAUUAUAAAAGCCGACAAGAAGGGGAACUCGGACGUUUGACAGACACCUGACUCCUGGCUUCUUCCUCCCUGCAAUGUGCUGUAUUCUACCACAGCAUUACUAAUUAUGAGCGGCCCUGCAGCAUGAUGUUCGCAGCACUAGCAACAGGCUGGAAAAGAAUAAA
Limanda limanda (common dab) is the source of this 1438-nucleotide messenger RNA. Its product is annotated as protein prune homolog 2-like. Gene Ontology annotation, biological process: apoptotic process. Gene Ontology annotation, cellular component: cytoplasm. The coding region runs from base 1 to 1314 and encodes 437 amino acids. The record is from RefSeq and is a predicted model, not a curated record. Lineage: Eukaryota; Metazoa; Chordata; Actinopteri; Pleuronectiformes; Pleuronectidae. The transcript has 9 exons.